CACGUACACAGGCGCACACGGGGCCGCGCGCCUGCAUCUCGGGCUGUUUCCCUGGCAGACACGCACAGGCGCUCACGAGUCUCUCCUGGCCACCCUGUAGGGCAGGACCCCCACCUCCCCGCCCCCAGAAACUAAGCCCCAGAGCCCGCCCUUGGCACGCAGCUGUGCCAGCAUCACUGCGGCCUCGGGGACAGCCUCCUGGACCAGACCGUUUUCCGUUUGGAAACCCGGAGAGACGCACUCACGGUAUAUACGGAAUAUUGCAAUCAAAUCUGGGAUCCAUAAGACAUCAUCCCUUUGAACCAAGGGCUUACUUAAUAUUUCAUCUGUCUUUGCUUCAUUUAAAGUAAUAUUUUAAACAUUUUUGCCACAAGGGAGUGAGUCUUCAAUAUUUCCCAUACUUUCCAAUGCCUAAGAACAGCAAGGUGGUAAAAAGAGAAAUAGAUGAUGAGGUUAUUGAAUCCGUCAAAGACCUUCUUUCCAAUGAAGACUCAGCUGAUGAUGCUUUUAAAAAGAGUGAGUUAAUUGUUGAUGUGCAAGAAGAGAAAGACACAGAUGUUGAGGAAGGAUCUGAAGUUGAAGAUGAAAGACCAGCUUGGAACAGUAAACUGCAAUACAUCCUGGCCCAAGUUGGAUUUUCUGUGGGGCUUGGGAAUGUGUGGAGAUUCCCAUACUUAUGUCAAAAGAAUGGAGGUGGUGCAUAUCUUUUGCCAUACUUAAUACUACUUCUGGUAAUAGGUAUUCCUCUUUUCUUCCUGGAACUUUCUGUGGGUCAAAGAAUUCGGAGAGGCAGCAUUGGUGUAUGGAAUUACAUAAGUCCUAAACUGGGCGGGAUUGGAUUCGCAAGUUGCGUAGUGUGCUAUUUUGUGGCCCUCUACUACAAUGUUAUUAUUGGCUGGACUUUGUUUUACUUUUCUCAAUCUUUUCAGCAACCACUUCCUUGGGAUCAGUGUCCAUUGGUCAAAAAUGCUUCACAUACAUUUAUAGAGCCAGAAUGUGAGAAAAGCUCUGCCACUACAUAUUACUGGUACCGAGAAGCACUGGAUAUUACCAGCUCGAUUUCAGAAAGUGGGGGCUUAAACUGGAGGAUGACUGUCUGCUUGCUGGCUGCCUGGGUCAUGGUUUGCUUAGCCAUGAUCAAAGGCAUUCAGUCUUCUGGAAAAAUCAUGUAUUUUAGUUCUCUGUUCCCUUACGUCGUACUUACAUGCUUCCUCAUUAGAGCCCUCCUUUUAAAUGGUUCAAUUGAUGGCAUUCGACACAUGUUCACACCUAAGCUGGAAAUGAUGCUGGAGCCCAAGGUCUGGAGAGAAGCUGCUACUCAGGUGUUCUUUGCCCUAGGUCUGGGAUUUGGUGGUGUCAUUGCCUUCUCAAGCUACAACAAGAGAGAUAACAACUGCCACUUUGAUGCUGUUCUGGUGUCUUUCAUCAAUUUUUUCACUUCUGUCCUGGCAACAUUGGUGGUGUUUGCAGUUCUGGGGUUCAAAGCAAAUAUCGUGAAUGAAAAAUGCAUUGCACAAAAUUCGGAGACGAUCAUAAAAUUUUUGAAAAUGGGAAACAUUAGUCAGGAUAUCAUUCCUCAUCACAUCAAUCUUUCAGCUGUGACUGCCGAGGACUAUCAUUUAGUGUACGAUAUUAUUCAGAAAGUAAAAGAAGAAGAGUUCCCUGAUCUCCAUCUCAACUCCUGUCAAAUCGAAGAUGAGCUAAACAAAGCUGUUCAGGGGACCGGGUUAGCUUUCAUUGCCUUCACGGAAGCCAUGACACAUUUCCCUGCAUCUCCUUUCUGGUCAGUGAUGUUUUUCCUCAUGUUGAUAAACCUUGGGCUUGGCAGCAUGUUUGGAACCAUUGAAGGAAUCAUUACUCCUAUUGUGGACACUUUCAAAGUGAGGAAGGAAAUUCUGACUGUUAUUUGUUGCCUUCUUGCGUUUUGCAUUGGCCUGAUAUUUGUGCAGCGCUCUGGAAACUACUUUGUUACAAUGUUUGAUGAUUAUUCUGCUACAUUGCCUCUGCUAAUUGUAGUCAUCUUGGAGAACGUUGCUGUCAGCUUUGUGUAUGGCAUAGAUAAGUUUAUAGAGGACCUAAAGGAGAUGUUGGGCUUUCCUCCAAGCAGAUACUAUUAUUACAUGUGGAAGUACAUUUCCCCUCUCAUGCUGCUUUCCCUGCUGACCUCUAGCAUUGUGAACAUGGGAUUAAGUCCUCCUGGGUAUAAUGCAUGGAUUGAAGAUCAGGCAUCUGAGGAGUUUCUGAGCUACCCUGUGUGGGGAAUGACUGUGUGCUUCUCUCUGAUGGUCCUGGCAAUACUUCCCGUCCCAGUCGUCUUCAUUAUCCGUUGCUGCAGUCUGAUAGAUGAUUCUUCUGGUAACUUGGCAUCUGUGACCUAUAAAAGAGGAAGGGUCCUGAAAGAGCCAGUCAAUUUAGAGGGAGAUGAUGCAAGCCUCAUUCACGGAAAGAUACCCAGCGAAAUGUCAUCUCCCAAUUUUGGUAAAAAUAUUUAUCGGAAACAGAGUGGGUCACCCACGCUGGACACUGCUCCCAAUGGACGUUACGGAAUCGGCUAUUUGAUGGCAGACAUGCCUGAUAUGCCAGAUAUGCCUGAGUCUGACUUGUAGCUUGGGCAAAAGCACAGGUUAUGUUUGGUUCAUUUGUUUGCUCAAUGAACCGUGGCUCUAUGGUGCGAAGCGUCGGGCUUCACUUACGGAGGGCGAUCUCAGGCGUCCCUGGCUGUUGUCUUUAAUCCCGACAGUUUAAGACAGUCCAAGCAAAGUGUUGCUUUGAGUUCUUUGGUUUAAAUCUACACACAGAGGAUUAUGAACAAAACUUACAAUGACAGAGGUCCAUGUUUGUUGGGAUUUUUUAAAAAAAAAUAUUUUUGGCGUAUUUUCCAACAUUUCUAUCUCUUAUAAAACAAACAAAAAAGGUUUUACCUCAGUUUCUAAUAAUUUCUCGAUUGAAUAGUAUUGGCAAUCCAAAAAUGAAUAUACCUUAUAAAUUUGCCUUCAGGGUAACUCCCAGUAUUAAAAUGAGCAGCUGUGUGAGUUGGUGCCUAUCAGGAUAUUUCCAUGAUAUAUUAUGUAUAUAGGCUGGAUUUAUUUUGGAAGCAUUGAAAACAUGCUUAGGCACUUAGCUGAAGAAACCUGCAGAUUAUUUUCUUAUGUAAUAGCUGUAUAGAGCAAUAGUAUCAAAGAAUAGGAAUGUACUCAUGUUGAGAUGAAAGGUCACACUGAGAGGUGUUUGAGGAUCAUGGCUGUAUAUUUUGUGUAAAAUAGAUGUUUGAAAAUGAUCUAAGAAUGAGUCAUACCACACUCUCAAGAAUUAUGCAGACUCUGCAUUUUUUCCUAUGCCGUGUGCCUAAAAAUCUACUUAAUAUUUAUUGUCGUUUCAAGCUUACCUAUAGUAUAUUUAUACAAUAUACUUGCAAUGUAUAUAGAUGUACAUUAGUACUCUAAGUACUGAUUUAAAAACUUGAAGCAAGAUGGCAUUUUAUUUCACAGAUUUCUGUUUUGCUUCUGUUUUAUGCA
Jaculus jaculus (lesser Egyptian jerboa) is the source of this 3515-nucleotide messenger RNA. RefSeq names its product solute carrier family 6 member 15 (gene Slc6a15). Gene Ontology annotation, molecular function: proline:sodium symporter activity. The record is from RefSeq and is a predicted model, not a curated record. The transcript has 12 exons. Bases 408 to 2606 code for a protein of 732 amino acids. Lineage: Eukaryota; Metazoa; Chordata; Mammalia; Rodentia; Dipodidae. Gene Ontology annotation, cellular component: plasma membrane. Gene Ontology annotation, biological process: sodium ion transmembrane transport; L-leucine transport.